UGCGAUCAGUCAGCAGUCGAUGUUCGUCGCCAUCGUCCAAUGGUUAAGACGUUACGUUGUGGAUUGAUGUCCCGUAACGAUCCAGGUUCGAUUCCUGGUAGCGACACUUCUUUUGCCAGUGUGGCUAUCCUGUUCUUUACACCGAGGGCUCACAUGAGGAACACAUGUACAUGUACUUAUUAGGGUGGUGUCGGGAGUACACGAUGAUGUGGCACCUCAGCUUAGUCUCGCGUGAUCUCCAUCCGGGACCGACAACCCGUUUCAGUUGUUUUCUUUUCGACUUACAUGGACCCCAGAUUCUCAACGAAUACCUGGGAUGAGGACGACUUGAGGAUAUCACAGCCUGAAAUCAGCAGCAUCUUGCAAUCUCAGAAGGAGGGUGAUUCUAACGCAGGCGACGACGAAGCGCUCGGAGAAACUGACGGCGCCGAUCCGGGCAGUGAAGUUGCAGAUGACGGUGCAAAUAUCACGAAAAGUACGGCUGUUGCAGACCUCGCAGCCUUUAAUGAUGCCCAAGCCAAAUCCGGGGUUGUCUACAUCUCUCGAAUACCUCCUGGUAUGGGACCAGCAAAAGUCAGGCAGCUUCUAAGCAUACAUGGUGACCUCGGAAGGGUAUUUCUUCAGAAGGACGACGCGAAAGGGUCACGGCCAAGGCAGAAGCGGAAUCGUGUGGAGUCGGAUCGGUACACAGAAGGAUGGGUGGAGUUCCGCGACAAAAGAAUAGCUCGAACUGUAGCUGAAAUUCUGAAUGGACAACCUAUGGGCGUGAAGAUACACGAUCGUUUCCGUUACGAGUUAUGGAUGAUCAAGUAUCUGCCCCGUUUCAAGUGGAACAUGCUCACGGAACAAAUGGCUCAUGAGCGGGCUUCACGAGUGGCUCGCCUUCGACACGAGCUAGUCCAAUCUAAAAAAGAACAAAGUGAUUAUCUUGAGAAGGUGGAAUCUGCCCGAAGGCUUAACAGGAGAGGGAAGCAGAAUAUAGGAUGGCAAAGGGAAGCAGAAGCUUCUCCUCAGCUCACGAUGGAUGUUGCGGAAACGGACGCCAAUGACCCUCACACGUUACCAAAGAAAAAAGAAAAAGCGAAGGCAGUGUCCUCCCCCCCUACGGAUGAUAUAGACAACAUCUUGGGGAGCAUUUUCUGAGAUGGACUACGGCCGUUUGUAUGCUAAAUUUGUUGUAAUGUGAUUAUCCAUAGUGGUUUUCGCCCAAUGUUGUUCCUU
Cantharellus anzutake is the source of this 1221-nucleotide messenger RNA. RefSeq lists its product as uncharacterized. Gene Ontology annotation, cellular component: nucleolus. Gene Ontology annotation, biological process: endonucleolytic cleavage in ITS1 to separate SSU-rRNA from 5.8S rRNA and LSU-rRNA from tricistronic rRNA transcript (SSU-rRNA, 5.8S rRNA, LSU-rRNA); small-subunit processome assembly; endonucleolytic cleavage in 5'-ETS of tricistronic rRNA transcript (SSU-rRNA, 5.8S rRNA, LSU-rRNA). The transcript has 3 exons. The record is from RefSeq and is a predicted model, not a curated record. Gene Ontology annotation, molecular function: RNA binding. Lineage: Eukaryota; Fungi; Basidiomycota; Agaricomycetes; Cantharellales; Hydnaceae. The coding region runs from base 286 to 1143 and encodes 285 amino acids.